Messenger RNA from Oldenlandia corymbosa var. corymbosa, 1468 nucleotides. The record is from the annotation of a GenBank genome assembly. NCBI's taxonomy places the organism in Eukaryota, Viridiplantae, Streptophyta, Magnoliopsida, Gentianales, Rubiaceae.
AAUGCACUUCAAAUUCCAAUGGGAUUUUCAGCUACUUCUUUGCUGACAAAUUUUUUAUGGCUUUUUCUGCAUCUACAUCAUCAUCAAAGACCCCUCUCUCUCUCUACUCAUUCAUCAUCUUCCUCCUUUCCCACAAAACCCCAAAAAAUAAAAAAUAAAAAGGUUCCUUUUUUAUUUGUUUAUAAGUUGUCCCUUUUCUUUUCCUCUAUGAUAUGAUGCAAUUCAUUUGAUCCAACCUUUGCUUAGUUUCUGACUGAAUACUGAAAAAAAAAGGGCAGGGAGAAAAAUGGCUGGUGGAAGAAACAUGAUGAACGAGGCCAACCAGAAGAUCAUCAACAACAACAUAAGUUGCUGUAACAAGGUUAAGAAUUUGUGGGAUUUGAGCUGUGAAUGCAACAAUAAUGGAAAUGAUCAAGCAGAUUUGCUAGGUUUGUUUUCAUGGCCUCCAAGAUCUUAUACUUGUACUUUCUGCAAAAGAGAGUUCAGAUCAGCUCAAGCUUUAGGUGGCCAUAUGAAUGUUCAUAGAAGAGAUAGAGCUAGGUUAAGGCAAUCCUCACCACCUUAUUCUCUUCAACACCAUUUUAACCAUCAGAUUGACCCUAAAGUUCCUUUGAUGAAUCCUAACCCUACUUGUUCAUCAUCAACAUCAUCAGCAUCAGCAGCAAAAGAAGCUUCUUUUUUUGCAUUAGGUCCUCCUUCAGUUUCAACCAUUUCCACAACUCCUCCAUCAACUGUUGCUGAGAUGAGAAAAUGGGAUAAAAGUGCUGAUUUUGUUGAGCUGAGAAGCCAUUCAAGCUUCCCUAUGAAGUGUCCUGAAGCUACACGAAAAGGGAUUUUUGAGGUGGAAAAGUUUGGUUCUUUAAUGCAUGAAAAGGAGAGAACUUCAGCAGCAGUAAUGAAGAAGAAGACUGAUAUUGUUAGGUUGGAAUUGGAAAUAGGCUUGCUCAGAGAGGUUAAGGAAGAUUUGGAUUUGGAGCUUAGACUUGGAUAUCUUUAGACUCUUUGAUUUUGGACUCCAACUUGAACUCUUUUUUGUGGGAUCUUUUAGUCUCUUCAAUAUUCAAGUUGGAUGGAGUAUUACAUCAAAGAAUACUCUUUCAUGAAGAAAUGAGUUGGGGUGGUGAUAAUCUUCUCAUUCCAGAUGAUGGCCAUGCAAGUUAGUUUAAAUUUGCAACUAGGUUAGACAUAUGGUAGUUUUGAUUGAAUAACUUAUCUUUCUUUUGAACUGAUUCUUAUGUUAGAUUUUGAGUCUAGACUAGAAAAUUUCUUUUUUCUGUUCUAAGCUGAUUCUGACAUUAUUAAUGUUUAUCAGAUAUUUUUACAGUACUGCAUUAGGAUCUUUCAAGUUAUGCGGGCUAAUGUGUGUUGUUUCCUUCCAUUUCGUUUCCAUUUUAAUUUUUGGAAAUGAGGAUGUAGAUCUAAAUUCACAUCUUUGAGUUCUUCUUCUGGCUAUUGAAUGCAAAGGGAU